AAAGUUGUUUUCUGGUUUGAGAUGAAACACGAAAUCCGACCAAACCACCAAAGUACAAAACCGAAGACACAAAUCUCGUAAACUCCAAUGAAGAACUCAAAGAACCUCAACAUAGUCACAAAGAACAAUCACAACACCAUCAUCACUAGAUCCCUUCUAAUGGAUCCCAAAAUUUGGAGCAGAUUACCACCUGAAAUUCUCGAAUACAUCCUCUCUUUUCUUCCUCUCAAAACUUUCUUGAAUCUAAGAUCAACUUGCAAAGGUUUUUGGCCUCUUAUUUUCUCUCCUUCUUUCAUUUCCAAACAUUCACCUUCUUCUUCACCUUUCUCUUCUUUUCUCUUACUUUCUCACCCUCAAUUCCAUCGUCACUUUCCUCUCUAUGAUUGUAACCUUGGCACAUGGCGUAAUAUCUCUCUUUCUUUCUCUGAUUCACUUCACUCUUCACCUUCUUUCACUACCCUUGUCUCUUCUGGUGGUCUUUUUUGUUUAUCAGAUUCAAUUUCAUGUUCUUUACUCGUUUUUAACCUUUUAGCAAAAUCCUCUAGAAAAAUUCAAUACCCAAGUUUCUCUUUUCACAUCGAACAUCUUACAUUUGUUACAACUCCAAAAGGGUAUAUAAUUUUUGUCCUUUCUUCUAAAUCAGCUUCAACUACUGCUUUUGUUUAUGAUUCAAAGGUUCUAACUUGGAGAAGUUUUGAAGGUUUUGAUCCAAUUCUAAGUGACAACCCUCAUCAACAAGGUGUUUACUUUAAUGGGUGUUUGUAUUUUGCUACAACAGAACCUUUUUCUGUCGUAUACUUUGAUUUGGAAAAUAGUAAAUGGGAGAGACCCAUUGGAGAAUUACCUAGUCAAUUAACUUUUGUAAGAUUGGUUAGUGUUAAUGAUGAUGUUGGAGAGGGGAAAAAAUUGUUUUUGAUUGGUGGGGUUGGGAACAAUGGAAUUUCAAGGAGUAUUAAAUUGUGGGAAAUGAGUGAAGAAGGGAAUUGGAUUGAAAUUCAGAGUUUGCCUGAUCUUAUGUGUAGGAAAUUUGUGUCAGUUUGUUAUCAUAAUUAUGAACAUGUUUAUUGUUUUUGGCAUGAAGGAAUGAUUUGUAUUUGUUGUUAUACUUGGCCAGAGAUUUUGUAUUACUUGGUUUCUAGAAGGACUUGGCAUUGGCUUCCUAAGUGUCCUUCUUUGCCUUCCAAAUGUAGCUGUGGUUUUAAGUGGUUCUCUUUUGUUCCAAGGUUGUUUGCUGAAGUUUGAAGACUAGGUGCAUGUUUGUCAUACUCAUACCAAACAUAUAAUAGAAAGGGUGAAUUUUGUUUGAGUUUAUUGUAUAAGCAAGAGUUACAUGUCUACAUCUUUUGAUCAAUAACUAAUGGUCGAAAUUGUUUACUGUUAAUUUAUUGAUUGUGUGUUUAAUCAAUAAUUAAUAGUUGACAUCGUUCAUUAUUAAUUUAUUGAUAUCUCAAAUUAUAAAAGAUAGUGAAUUAGUCUUGUUUUAGUAUCUUGUGUUUAAGGUUGUUGUGUGUAUGCAAGGGUUGAGAUUCUAUUAGAAAAUGAUUUAGAUUCCGUUGUUCUGUUUUUUCUUUUUUAAAUUCUGUUUUUUGAGACAAAUUUUGGAAUUGGAUUUUGUCCAAGGAUUCUGUUUGUAUGAGAUGUUUUCUCACUUCACUAGGUGUCAUUGUGUGCAUGAUGUUAUUUUACGGAUAUAUAUCUGUGCUAUGUUAA
This is a messenger RNA of Cicer arietinum (chickpea), 1710 nucleotides long. Its product is annotated as F-box/kelch-repeat protein At5g43190. Gene Ontology annotation, molecular function: protein binding. NCBI's taxonomy places the organism in Eukaryota, Viridiplantae, Streptophyta, Magnoliopsida, Fabales, Fabaceae. The record is from RefSeq and is a predicted model, not a curated record.